Messenger RNA from Acipenser ruthenus (sterlet), 2638 nucleotides. Its product is annotated as BTB/POZ domain-containing protein 17. The coding region runs from base 165 to 1619 and encodes 484 amino acids. Gene Ontology annotation, molecular function: protein binding. The transcript is spliced from 3 exons. The record is from RefSeq and is a predicted model, not a curated record. Lineage: Eukaryota; Metazoa; Chordata; Actinopteri; Acipenseriformes; Acipenseridae.
CAGUUUCUUACAUAAAGAGUGAGGGUCGGGGACUAGCGAGAGCCACAAGGGGAAGCCAGCAUCAACCAGGCAAGAAGGCAAGCAGACAGGACCCGCGCUCAGGGGCUAGGAGAACAAACUAGAAGAAAGAAAGGAAGGAAGGAAGAAGAAAAUAAAACAGAGAAAUGGCCAUCAUGUUUCAGAGAAUAAUUCCAGCUCGAAUCCAAUUGGGGGUACUGUUCAUUGCCUUCUGCUUUCAAAUUCUAACAGCUAGUGGAGCUCAGAAGGUGGAAGCUCUCCCUGAGGGCAGUGGGGCCCUAAUUAACCACUCCCUGAUGCUGGUGCAGCGGCUGGAGGCUCUGCUGGCUCACGGGAACAGCAGCGACGUGGCCCUGCGCGUGCAAACGCUGCACUCGGAUGAGGUGAAGGUGUUCCAGGCACACUCGCUGGUGCUCUCCCUGCAGAGCGAGGUCUUCGAGGGGCUGCUGCAGCACCGCAACGCCAGCGGACUGAUCCUGAGAGAGACAGCCGACUGCGCCACUGUCUUUGACAAGUUCAUCAGGUAUCUGUACUGUGGGGAGAUCACAGUCUUGCUGGAGCAAGCCAUCCCACUACACAAGCUGGCCAGUAAAUACCGUGUGUCUGCUCUGCAGGAGGGGCUAAGUCACUACAUGACCCAACACCUGGCCAGCGACUCCCCGCAGGGCCACGUGGUCAGCUGGUAUGACUACGCCAUGCAUAUCGGGGACGUGGGGCUGAGGGACAGCUGCCUGCAAUACCUGUCCUGGAACCUGUCCUCGGUCUUCCAGAGCGGGGAGUGGAGGGCGGUGAGCGAUGACCUGCUGCUCUCCCUGCUCCAGCGCUCCGACCUGAUCCUGCAGAGCGAGCUGGAGCUCUUUGGGGCGCUGGAGAGCUGGAUCGGGCACAACCAGCCCGGCGGGACGACCAUCGAGAGCGCGCUGCGGUCUGUGCGCUACGCCAUGAUCCCCCCCGGGCAACUCUUCCGCUUGCAGAAGCAGUCCCCUGUCCUGCUCAAGUACCACGAGUCGGUCCAGGACCUGCUUUUCAUGGCUUUCCAGUUCCACUCAGCCUCCCCUCUCCAGUUCGCCAAGUAUUUCGACGUCAACUGCAGCCUGUUCACACCCCGGAACUACCUCUCCCCAGCCUGGGGCUCCCCCUGGCUCAUUAACAACCCCACCAGGGACGACCGCAGCACCAGCUUCCAGACUCAGCUGGGCCCCAGCAGCCACGAUUCCGCCAAAAAGAUCAUGUGGAACGCCUUGUUCUCCCCGCGCUGGCUGCCCGUGAGCCUGCGGCCGGUGUACACAGCAGAGCACGGGGCGAUGCAGGCAGUGAGGGCGGAGGAAGGGCGCCCCCGGAUCAUCGUCACCCCGGCCACCUCCAGUGUUGACUUCGCAGGCGUCAGCUUCCAGAAGACGGUGAUCGUGGCGGCGCGCCAGCAGGGCAAGGUGGUAGUACGCCACGUCUUCAACUUCCACCAGAGCACGGAGGAGAGCGGCGACUUCCUGGCGCAGGCCGACCUGCAGCGACGAGCCUCCGAUUACCUCAUCGAGAGCGCCAUGCACCUGCACAUCAUCAUCAAGCCCAUCUACCACUCCCUCAUCAAGGCCAAGAAGUGACCCCUGCCUCCCCCUGCUCCUCCCCUCACACACUCACCCACGCAAAUGCAGCCGCAGACGCCACCGCUGUACAGUACCAGUGGUUUUGGAAUUGCACUGCGGCUGCCUUUCUGCUCCCUAGCCCCCUUUUUUAAUUUAGUAAUCGCCAAUUAUUAUUAUUUUGUAUUACUAUUUUCUCCCAAUUAGGCACCCCUCGGGAGGGCGAAGACGAACACACGCUGUCCUCCGAUGCGUGUGCGGUAAGCCGACCGCUUUUUUUCACACUGCAGACUCACCGUGCAGCCACCUCAGGGCUACAGCGUCGGAGGACAACGCAGCUCUGGGCAUCUUACAGGCAAGCCCACAAGCGCCCAGCCAGACUACAGGGGUCGCUGGUGCACAGUGAGCCGAGGACACCCGGGCUGACCUAAGACCAAAUGUCAUUUGAAUUUCUAACAUUUUUUUUUACAAGGGAGAAUAACCAUCCCUUAUAAAAGUCUCCCACAGUAAAAGCAUAGCAAAGUGUAAAAAAAACAAGGAGAGAGCAUGGUAAAGGAUAAUUAAGCACUGUAAAGAAUAGCGAGGUAUGGUACAGCAUACUAAUAAACAUGGCAAACCAGGGUAAAGUAAAUGCAUAGUAUAACCAUGGGAAAAGCAUUGCAAAAUUGCAAAAAUACUGUGCAAAAAUACCAUGCUAACCUUCUAUAAGGGAUUCUCCAGUUUGAUGUAUAUUCUAGAUAAUAACAAAGGCAUUGUUAAGCAGGAGGAAACAUGUUUUCAACCAGGAGCAAUUCUGUGAGAAUGUGACUCAUUGAUCACAUGACCAUGCAAGAUGGCAAUUACCACUGAAGACAACAUGGUUUAGACAGCUACAGCAAUGUGGUAUUAUUAUUAUUAUUAUUAUUAUUAUUAUUAUUAUUAUUAUUAUUAUUAUUAUUAUUAUUAUUACUAUUGCAUGUUAACACUUUAUCUGCUCAUCAGCGAAGAGCUCAGUCUGCAGUGUGCUGCUUUGUGUUGUUAAUAAAGAGCUGUUUUUCUCA